Messenger RNA from Xylaria bambusicola, 1830 nucleotides. RefSeq names its product DNA polymerase subunit Cdc27. Bases 143 to 1471 code for a protein of 442 amino acids. Gene Ontology annotation, molecular function: DNA-directed DNA polymerase activity. Gene Ontology annotation, cellular component: delta DNA polymerase complex; nucleus. Gene Ontology annotation, biological process: DNA synthesis involved in UV-damage excision repair; DNA strand elongation involved in DNA replication; nucleotide-excision repair, DNA gap filling. Lineage: Eukaryota; Fungi; Ascomycota; Sordariomycetes; Xylariales; Xylariaceae. The transcript is spliced from 4 exons. The record is from RefSeq and is a predicted model, not a curated record.
UCACGGAUUUGAUCCAUGUUUCUCAUCUGCCGUUGAGCUUGGGAACGAACCUCUUACUCUCUAUUUCCCAUUGUCUGAGCCAUUUUCGCUCUACUUUCUUUCUACCUGGUGAACAGGUGUUCAAGUGGUUGCGUCUUCGAAAAUGGAGGACUACAAACAGUAUCUGGCUCAGAAGAUUCUGACCGAGGAUCAGGUCGUCACAUAUCGGUUGCUAAGCCGGGCUCUAAAGGUUCAUGUGAAUGCGGCAAAAGAAAUGCUAUAUGACUUCCACAAGCGGCAGAACGAUAAACGACCUGACUCGUUGCAUGCGACUUAUAUAAUCUAUGGCACCAAGAGUCGCCCGGUAUCCCAAGACGAAGAUGUCGAGAUGACCGACUCUCAGGCGUCUGAAGCCGCGGACGCACCGUAUUCUGAUCUAGUACCCACCUUCACCCUCUCCUUGGUGAGACAGGAACAGCUUCAAGAGACAUUGUCACAGUACACUGAGGUUACUUCUCUUCACAUCUAUAGCCUAGCGCCACAUCCACUAAAGGACCUACAACUCCUUACCGAUGUGACGCGACAAGUCCAAGAAACUUCUAUAGCGGAUGGUAUCCCCAAUCCUAGCAAGGUGUAUGGCACCAUAGCCAACAAGAACGUGCGUAAGAGGAAGCGCCAAGGCAAGCCAAUCCCGGCAGCAAGCAAGCCCAAGCCUGAAGUCGAACAAAAAGCGCCUGUCAAGCAGGAAGCAAAGCCCACGCCAGCUGCAGCUGCAAAGGAAGAGCCCAAGGAAGUUGCUAAAUCUGCUACUGCGUCUACUACCGCAAAGAAGCCCACGCCCGCGGCCUCCUUGAAACGUCAAGGAUCUUCGGGUAUCGGGCAGAUGUUUGCUAAAGCAGCCGCCAAACCUAAGAAACCAGCACCACCAAAAGUUGCUGCUGAGGACAACCAAGCUACAGGGGCCCUGUCAGACGAUGGAGAAGAUGACGCAGAGCCCAUGUCAGGCGUCAAGAGCGAAGACAACAAAGAAAGCAGCAGUGCUCGACAGGCGCGUAAAGACCGCCAGGCCGAACUCCAGCGCAUGAUGGAAGAAAGCGACGAAGAAGAAGAAGAAGAAGCCGAAGCCGAAGCCGAAAAGGAGGACCCGAUGGACGAAGAACCACCACCACCUGAACCAGAAACUGAGACAAAGACAGAAGAACAGGAACCGGCCGAAGUAGUCUCGAGCACGACUGGUGGCCGCCGGCGGGGACGGCGCCGCGUCAUGCGCAAGAAGCAGAUCUUGGACGAGAAGGGGUAUCUCGUCACCAUGCAGGAGGCGGGCUGGGAGUCCUUCUCCGAAGACGAAGCGCCACCGCCACCCCCUAAGGCCAAGCCACAAGAGCAGAAGAGCGUCAAGGCGGAACCGUCUACGACGACAAAGUCGAAGAAGGGCGGCGCUGCUGGGAAAGGGGGCCAGGGGAAUAUUAUGUCUUUUUUCUCGAAGAAGUGAGACGGUGAAUGGUGCUACGCGAGAAGGGAGAGCGAGUGAUUGUAAGGGCGUGUGGAUGUGUAUUCAAAGCGUUGUGUUGAUAUGUCAUUACACAACAGUACUGAUGCAUUUGAGAUAUUCAGAAGAACAAAUUGCCAGGCUUGUGCUCGAAUAAUUGGUGCUAUAACCUUGAAAAUAUCAUUCAUGUAUCACGAUUCAUGGAAGCAAGUAAAUAAGAACCCGAGCAGGGAGAGAAGAUCCUGUCCAAAUAUAUAGAUGUAUUCUCUCCGACAUAUUCGAAUUCAAUACCACGGAGUAGACGUGAUAACAUAUUAAUAUCCGCAUCAUCGCUAAAUGACAUCCAGCAUCCCUUCACCUAG